Molecule: messenger RNA, 378 nt
Organism: Drosophila teissieri
Lineage: Eukaryota; Metazoa; Arthropoda; Insecta; Diptera; Drosophilidae
Exons: 1
Coding region: 56-268 (70 amino acids)
Source: RefSeq, a predicted model, not a curated record
CUACCAACUGGUGCCCAAUCGCCGCGGUGGAAAGAACCUCAUCUUCCAGGGGCACAUGUACUCCGUGGAACGUAAGUACCGAAAUAGCAUCAACUGGGUGUGUUCCAAGAACAGUAACAGCGUGCUCCGCUGCCCGGCGAGGUGCGUCACAAAUCGGGAAGGUGUCAACGGCAUUAAGCUGAGCCACCGCCGCCACAAUCAUCCGGCAGAUUCCUUUAAGCCACACAAGCGCUGUCGAAAGCGUCACGGGAAACGCAACAGCAAGUAACCAUGUUCCAGGCGACUUCCAGCAAAGCAUGCAGCUUUCAAACCAGGAUUUGCAAAAUUGUUAGUUACACUAAAUGGCUUAAAUAUAAAUGUAUUCUCAUCGGUGUCAAA